UUCACCAAACUACUGGGUCAACUGUUCUGUCUCUAGGUCCAGUCUCCUUUGAAGCAUGAGUUCCUACCAGCAGAAGCAACAGCACACCCUGCCUCCCCAGCUUGAGCAGCAGCAGGUGAAACAGCCCCAGCUGCCCCCACCUCAAGAAACAUUUGUUCCCAUAACUAAGGAGCCAUGCCAAACCAAGGAUCCUGGCCACACCAAGGUUCCUCAGCCGGGCCACACCAAGGAUCCACAGCCUGGCCACACCAAGGAUCCACAGCCUGGCCGCACCAAGGAUCCACAGCCUGGCCACACCAAGGUUCCUCAGCCUGGCCACACCAAGGUUCCAGAGCCAGUCCACCCUCAGGUCCCUCAGCAUGACAGGCCUAUGAUCCCUGAGCCACUUCCUCCAGUGGUCAUUCCAGACCUAUCCCAGCAGAAGACCAAGCAGAAGUAAUGUGGUCUACAGCCAUGCCCUU
Molecule: messenger RNA, 461 nt
Organism: Pteronotus mesoamericanus
Lineage: Eukaryota; Metazoa; Chordata; Mammalia; Chiroptera; Mormoopidae
Product: cornifin-B-like
Exons: 1
Coding region: 56-439 (127 amino acids)
Source: RefSeq, a predicted model, not a curated record